CAGUGCACUGACGUGUCCCGUGAGGUUGCAGUGCGGUCCGGGAACUCCGAACGCAGGAAUUAACCCGCAGUCCUCGCCCCGGCGGCUCACACUUCUCCCCUCAUUCCCUCCCCUGCAAAAGCAAGAGAAAGAAAAGCUUUCCCCGACCACCUCCGGCAGCGGGCGAGAUGGAAGGAAACGCGUACGGCGCAGCCAUGGCGGGCGGGGCGUUUGAUCUGAAGAACUUUCUCCAGAAGCCGUAUGUUAUCGCUCGGAUCGUAAGCUGGAUCUUCUCAAUCAUUGUGUUCAGCUGUAUUGUUAGCGAGGGUUAUUUGAAUCACCCAGAGUCUGGAGAGCUGCGGUGCAUCUUCAAUGACAAUGCAGGUGCCUGUCAGUACGGCGUAGGCAUCGGAGUGCUUGCGUUUAUCAUCUGCAUUGUCUUCUUUUUUCUUGAUGUUUACUUCCAGCAGAUCAGCAACGUCAACCAACGCAAACACAUCGUCGUGGCUGACCUUGGAGUUUCAGGUCUCUGGACUUUCCUGUGGUUUGUUGGCUUCUGUUUCCUCACCAAUCAAUGGGUGUCGGUUAUUACCCUGCCCCCUAUAGGGUCGGAUAGUGCCCGGUCAGCCAUUGCCUUCUCCUUCUUCUCCAUCUUUAGCUGGGCCUUUCUGACUAUUUCUGCCUACCAGAGGUUUCAGAUGGGCGUGACCGACUUCUCUGACCGAUACACAGAUCCAUCGAGUGACUACCCGCCGUACCCCAACGUUGCAGAGAACUACCAGCAGCCUCCGUUUGGUAAUGCACCCCAGCCGGGCACCAAUGAGUACCGCCCACCCACGUACUAAGCCCGCUGGGCACCCUCCUGAGAGCUCCACCUGAGUGUGAGGCCAAAACUGGACUGUGCAUUGACGAAUAGGAAAAGCCACUGUUGCCACAAACCAAGCUUUCUACCAAUUUAAGGAUUUGGCCUUCUAUUUUUUUUCUUCUGUACCCUUUUUCCCCCUCCCAGUCUUGUCAUUGCUUCCCCUGACUUUAUUUUAUCUUCCUGUCCCCUCCCCCUGGCAGGGUGGCAGGUGUUCUGCUGAACAUGCCCUGACGACACUGGUGGGUCUGAAAGGGAGCCUACUGGGUCAACACUCCCGUUCUGUUGCGAGGAGGAAGUCGAGGCUUGUGAAAGGGGGAGGGCAUGGGCUGGAGCCCAUAAUCCCUUCCUUUUGCAAGGUUUCUUCUAUAAAAGUUCUUUGUUCUUCCAAAGGCACAACCUUUUCCAAGCUAGAGAUUUGUCAUCAAAUUACGGCCCACUCAGCGGAUCAGUAAAUCUCAUUCAGCAAUGAAUGGUUGGUGUUGACUACCGCUUGGGCGUUGGUAGGAAAUGGUUUCAAUCUGGGUUAAUAUGAUCUAGUACCAAUCUUCACGAUUAACAUAGUGCGAAGGUAAGACCCACCUUUGAACUUGUGGCUUCUUAGCCAUUCUUUGUCUCGAAUGAGUUUCUGUGUGCUAACGGACUCCCACUCUUGAUUUGUGUUUCUAAUUUGGACAUGUCAGGGAUGUUGAUAUCCAGCUCCAUAAAAGCUGCUGUUCCCACUUGAGUUGCAGGCCACUAUUAGUAACCGUUGUCCAGGAAGACGAGCGUAGUCCCAAUGCCAUUGGAGGUUAUCAAGUGCAGUUGGUGGGUGCUUUUCCUUUUGACAUCAUUGUGUGCCAAGCGCACUUGCCCCCCAUUGUUAGAACCCAACCUAUCAGCAUUGAGCCUCCAGAAAUGUUAAUGUGCACAGACAGUCCCCACUGUUGUGAGAAAGGUUUUUUGAGCCAGGUUUGGUGCAUCAGGUCAGCAUGCACAGUGUUUGUCUGAGCAGUGCUCAACGUGAAAGGGAUGGACUUCGUAUCGUAGGCUUGGCCCCUUGAGCUUCGAGUCAGCAUCUCCCCACACUAACUGUGUGAACGCCACUCGGCACAGAACCUAGUGCUGUAGACCGUAGUUUAGGCUCGCAGCUGUUGUUGGUAGAAGGUGCUUCUAAUCUGGUUUAAUGUGACCGCCAUCAUAGAAGAAGAACAUAGAACAUCCCACAUGGAUGUUUGUUUUAUCUUCACCACAAUUCCCUCGGUUUUACAGAUAAAGGCUUAAUGAUAAAGACAAGGGUGAUAAUGUAGAAGUGACUGGCGAACCAUUACCUAGGGUAUGUGAAACAGUAUCUGCAGUUAAGAGGGAUAAUGUUGGUAGGGGUGAGUUGGUGGUGUGUUUCUAUGUACAGUGGAGAGAUAGGGACCUUAAUAAUCAUUCAAUGAUGCUAAUUAGUCAAAACAAAAAUAAGUUCUACAUUUUUAACAUUAUUGGGGUUUGCAUUUACAAUAAUUGAAUAACCUGACACAGGGACCUGUUUCUGAAAAGUGUAUUCAUCUAAUGCUCUAAAGCCUUUCGACACCAAAACCCUGAUCACUUAAUAUGCUCUGCAUCUCAAACCUUAAUCGUCUCAUUUUCUUUGGUGCCCUAAACCCUAACCCCUUGCUCUGGGUCCGACUUUUAUAUAAUGUCAUGCUUGGGAGUUUUAAAAUUCAUCUCUUUAGCUCCUUUUGGUCUCUAAUGUGGUUUCUAUGGUGGGUAUGUUUUCUUCUAAAAUGAGUUCAUAAUCUCUUUAUUAUGGGGGUGGUAGAAAUUGGAGAGGUCUAUAUCUUCCCCAGUCCCCCGACACUUCCUUGCAUGGCAGGCAUAAUUAAUCAUAAUGUUACAGCCAAAUUCAGAUCACUUCUUCCUGAUCUGACUUGGUUUGUGCUUAUCCUACGCAGACUCCAGACCUAGGUUCUGAUUAUUUCACUGUUUUUUGCAGUCAGGAAUUGAAAAGAUAGAACUUAUUGUCCAGCUUGUGUCCCAUUAUAGCUUAAUAGAAAUUGCUGAGAUGGGGUAAAGCAAACUUUAUGAAGUCUGUCCUUGUUCUCCCAAACUUGGGCGUGGGAGAAAUUACAGGCAUGUGCCUCUGUUCAGGGAUUGCAUAACCUCAUACACUUUCAACUUGUGAAGACGAAAUUCAAAAAUACUGCAACCCCAAGUUGACAAGAUAAAGUCAAGAAACAUUGGGCCAAAUACACAUGUUGGAAGUUGAGAUUUGUGUCUGUUUCUGAAGUCUCUGCCCCAUAGAACUAGACAUAACCAUGAGGAAAAAUCCUUAGGAAAUUGUUUCAAUUUCAUUAUUCAGUGCUGUCACUAAUUUACUUAUGAAUUGUGUCCUUGAUAAAAGGAAUCCUAACUGAGAGAACAAUUGAUAAACACCAAACAUUACAUUUUGCAGAUUGUUGGAUUCCAUUGUUGUAGAUCCUUGGGAAUUGAACUACGUGUGGCUCUUGUGUGUUGCUCUUCCCUUGACAAUGUGUUUUGGCAGUUUUGAGCAGUUGAACCUCCACUGGUUGUGGUUUGGAUUGUCACGUGCUGUAACCAGUUGCAUUCUCGGUAAGAGGAAGCUUAUCAAACUGUCCUGGAAGUGAAGUCUAGGGUGUGAAUCUUUCACUGCUCAACUUAUUUAUUUUUAAGAAAUGCUUAGAUAAGGUGCUUAUUUUAAUUAACCUGGCAAUGGGGAUUGUAAAUACUGAGUGCAUAUUUACAGUGCCUCUGUAGAUUUUCAAGAGCAUUGGUGCACUUUGAGUCACCUGAACAGUGUUGGAUAUUGGAGCACAGGGAUUUCUGGGUUUGCAGGUGUACAUGGCAUGGAUCCCAACCUGAGCAAGCACUGUGUACAUAGUUCCAUUUAACACAAAACAGGGGAAAUGGGGCAAUGUUAUGGUUGGGUUAAGAACCAGCAAAGAGGCUAGAGGUUGUGCAUAAUGAGGGAUCUAGUUGAUUAACUCCUGGUUUCAUGGCAUACAAGGAGCCAUGGUUUUGUGUUCUAAAGGCCUACAGAUUUUUAUGAGAAGUUCAUAACCUCUCUUAAUUAUGGGGUUGGGGAGAUGUUCCAUGCUCCAGCUUUUGUCAAUAUUCCCCUUCCUCCAAUGACUUAAAUAUUGCUGAUGUUUCAGCCAAUCUUCACCUCUCAAUCAGUAACACAUACUGAUCUCUCUACAGUUACAUAGCUCACUGUGGAAGCUUGCUGUGCAUUGAUAUCCUGCAUCACAACUAUGAAUAUGUUUUAAACUGAACUUCAUUGUCUGCAAGACAUUUUUUGAGAUAAGGCCAGGGAGGAGCCAGUUAAUUGAUUUUUGUUUUGACCCGAUACCCAGUGCAGAAGAGAUUAGCUUAUGGGAGAUCAAUAUUGCUGGAGGUUGCAGACGCUCCUGUAUUUGAGCAUCAGAGUUCAGAAGAGCUGGUUGUGAAACCUGUCAGCUGAUUUUGGUGUCACAAUCUUGUUCUUCAUUUGCAUCAGGAACAAAAGCUUGCUUGUUCACAUAGAUCAGGCCAACUGUUCACCUCCCUAUCCCUGCCCCACCCACUACGGCGGCACACACUUAAUAGCGUCGAUAUCAAAUUGCUUUUGUUUGCUGGCUGGCCAGGACCAUGUGGAUUGAUUAAAUGAAAUAUCAAACUAAUAAUAACUCUGUAAAUAGAAACUUCUUUCAGAAUUUUCAUGUUAUUCUGCAUAAAAGCAUGUGGUGCCAGAAUCAAAGAUAGACGACUAACUGAAGAAAGCCUUAACUUGCCAACUUUUGUGUUCCGGCAACUCUUGCAAUUCCAGUUUUGACUUGUGUAUAGUUUUCAAGUCCGGGGUGUUUCUGUGGGAAGUGACGUCAGUACGACAGCUGACCAACCACGGUGGAUUUUGUGUUUUUUGGGAGGGAAGAUAGCCAAAGUAUUGCGCUCUGCAAAGCAGUGGAGAGCUGGAAGAGGCUAAUUAGUUCUUCUAGGCACCAAGAUGAUCAGUUGCACAAUUUGUGUGACCUGGUAUCGGGGGAGGGUGAUUAUUUCAUUGUUUGAAUUUUUUGUACCUCUUUAUAUUUGCGAUUGCAUCGAUAACCAAAAUCACUUUUAUAAAAGGAUUCUUUUGUAUUCUUUGUGCUACUGAAACAGGGCUUUAAACGAUGGAGUAAUAUUACUUAGCUUUUGGUUAACUGUGGCAGUGGCUGAUUGAAUGUUUUAAAAAAAAACAAAA
Mobula hypostoma (lesser devil ray) is the source of this 5051-nucleotide messenger RNA. It is a transcript of the gene syngr2b, whose product is annotated as synaptogyrin 2b. Lineage: Eukaryota; Metazoa; Chordata; Chondrichthyes; Myliobatiformes; Myliobatidae. The transcript has 4 exons. The coding region runs from base 168 to 824 and encodes 218 amino acids. Gene Ontology annotation, cellular component: synaptic vesicle membrane; neuromuscular junction. The record is from RefSeq and is a predicted model, not a curated record.